GGGGGAGGAUCUGGAUGGAGGGGGAAUGGAGUUAGGCAGAGAUACCCCUUACACAUACAUCUUCCAGAAACAUUUGUGGAAUGUGCAGGGCUCCCAACUCCAACCUAAAAAUGAGAGGGGGUGGGAAGGGACUAAACCCAGAGCCACAUUCCAGGAUAAGUAAGGUGGGAGUGUAAGCAAAGAGAGGGUUGGGCCAGAGGGAGGGCAGGAAAGGGAGGAUGACUGCUAUAUAAUGGUUGGACACAGGAUUCACACAACCAGGGUCUGAUUGCAAUGGCAGAAGGCCCUAGGGCUCAUCACCCACCACCUUACAGUGGAGGUGGGGACUUUGAACCUCGAGACCCACUGGACUGCUGGGCCUGUGCUGUGCUAGUCACAGCCCAGAAUCUGCUUGUGGCCACUUUCAACCUCCUGCUGCUGGGUGUGGUGUUAGGAACAAUACUGCUGCCUGCCCUCCUCAUGCUGGGCUUUGGCUUCCUCUGCCACUCAAAGUUCCUACACUCUCAGGCACUCCCUUGUACUGCCCACUUUCAAGACCCAGGAUUCACAGUGCUGCUGGUGGUGGGUUUCCUGCUCCUGGUGCCUUUGCUGAUUCUCGCAUUAGCUGGUUACCGCCGCCUCUACUGCCGUCUCCGUCUUGCUGACUGCCUGGUACCCUAUAGCCGAGCCAUUUACCAGAAUGGGGGCCUCUCCCACUCUGCAACUCUAAGAGCUCCCAGAGGAUCACAAUCUCUUCCCACUGCCACCAGCAAAGUCUGGGUCUGAAAGGCCCAUCCCUCCCUUCCCCAAUUUAGCUAAAAUAGUCCAUCCUAAUUGCCAAUUUAAACCUCUAGGAUCCUACCUGUGCCAUCUAUUAGAUAUAUGGAAAUGGGGAAUGUUUGGAUUGAUAUUAAUAGAAAAUAAUCUGGACUAAAAAUGAAAAAUCCCCAUCUUUGGAGAAGUUCAUUCCCUUUCCUUGUGUACAUCUGAAAUACAUUCCAUGCUACAUUUGAACAUGGGGGCUAGAAGUCACUUUUGAGUUUUGGCAUACCUGAACAAUCUCUGAAAUAACCCUAAAGUCAAAUUGCUCCACGGGGGCAGUUAAACAAUGUUGAAAAGUUUGAACUAUCAGGGUUCAUGAAUAAAGGGUUAAUGAAUUUGCUUCA
Messenger RNA from Sarcophilus harrisii (Tasmanian devil), 1145 nucleotides. RefSeq names its product transmembrane protein 88 (gene TMEM88). The record is from RefSeq and is a predicted model, not a curated record. The transcript has 2 exons. Gene Ontology annotation, biological process: negative regulation of canonical Wnt signaling pathway. Bases 274 to 765 code for a protein of 163 amino acids. Gene Ontology annotation, cellular component: plasma membrane. Lineage: Eukaryota; Metazoa; Chordata; Mammalia; Dasyuromorphia; Dasyuridae. Gene Ontology annotation, molecular function: PDZ domain binding.